AUGAAAGUGAUACGGAAAUUGCAGGCGAUGCGAAUAGAUACGAAACGAGGCGUCGAGUAUGCGCCUCAAGCCGUGCCCGCUCAACAACAACGUCCGGCAAGCACGUUCAGCACAAAUUCGAGCGCAUCUCGCCAACAUCCAGCUCGAACGAGACGUGAUCAACCGAAGGCGAUCAUGAGCCGAAGUCGACAUCUGUGUGCGGCGAAUAGACCGUAUUUAUCGUGUUUCAAUAUACCCGGAUGUCGUGAUGAAUACGUGGCACACAUCGCUUCGGUGGUAUUUCACGGUAUACACGGUCGUAUUCAUCCGAUACAAAUGUUCCUCGCUCAUCGUGGCUACGCUCUUCAGUUGGUUCGUUUCCGAAGUCGUCGUUGUGGUGAAGCAGCGAAAUGUGCAUGCAUGGAUACGAAUAUCCACGCAGGGGUGGUGUACUGUAACGCUGGAUGUGAACACUUACUUGAUCAAAUGACCAAUGUGGAUAUCCCAAACUAUCAUCACUACUCGUCAUCAUCAUCAUUAACGCCGUUUCAUUUCAUGUCUAUUGUCAGUGCUAAGUGCUUGAUAUUCAGUGAAUUGCUCUUCGUCAUAUUUAUGCUCAGAGAGGAUGUUCAAUGUCUUUUAACCUUUACGAAUGGAACGGCAAUUCGGCAGUCAAUCCACAGAGGCGAUGAGAACGAGAGGGUGUAA
This is a messenger RNA of Anisakis simplex (herring worm), 687 nucleotides long. Lineage: Eukaryota; Metazoa; Nematoda; Chromadorea; Rhabditida; Anisakidae. The record is from the annotation of a GenBank genome assembly.